Molecule: messenger RNA, 840 nt
Organism: Paracoccidioides lutzii Pb01
Product: heterochromatin protein HP1
Exons: 6
Coding region: 1-840 (279 amino acids)
Biological process (GO): chromatin organization; negative regulation of transcription by RNA polymerase II
Cellular component (GO): nucleus; pericentric heterochromatin
Molecular function (GO): chromatin binding
Source: RefSeq, a predicted model, not a curated record
AUGCCGCCUGCACUUGAAUAUAGUGAAGAUGAAUCUGUAGGAGAGUCAAUCCCUUUCAAUGAUGGUGAGGAAGAGGAACGGACCGCCAAGAAGAGGGACGCUACUCCUGUAAAAGAUGCGGAAGAGGAAGAAAACGGCGAAAGCGGCGGCGGUUAUGGCGAUGAUGAGGAGGAGGUGGUGGUGGUGGAGGAGGAGGAGGAGCGGGGGGAGGGGGGGGACGAGGACGAGGACGAGGAUGAGGACGAGGAUGAAGACGUGGAGGAAGACGUAUAUGUCGUUGAAAAGAUUAUGGGACAUGAGUUUGCCAAAGAUGGCGCCCUGCUCCUUCUGGUUAAGUGGAAAGGUUAUGAGAACCCGGAGGAUCAGACUCUAGAACCAGAGAAAAAUCUACUGUAUUUCUUCCAACUGACCCCGCUCUCAAGUCGCAAAUCUUCUAACCUCAUGUUCAGAGAAGACACACCGGAAAUAGUGGAGGAAUACUACUUGAAGAUUGGUGGACGCCCUGAAAAGCCAUCAAAGAAACGGAAGUCCCUUGCCGAGUCCUCUACACUGUCGCGCGACACAGCCUCCAGCAAAAGAUCUAAAAAGUCUCGAUCGGUGGAUGGAACCCCCGAGAUGGAAAAUAACGCUGCGAAUUGGAUGCCAAAAACGAAGAACUGGGAUACGCAAGUCAAGUCUAUCGAUACCAUAAUGCGCGAUCCGCCCACGGGCAACCUGUUUGUGUACCUCAACUGGAAUAAUGACAAGAAAGCGAAAGUAUCGAUCCAACAAUGUUAUGAGAAGUGCCCACAAAAGAUGCUGCAAUUCUACGAACAACACCUCGUUUUCAAGGAUGCUUAA